Molecule: messenger RNA, 1016 nt
Organism: Armigeres subalbatus
Lineage: Eukaryota; Metazoa; Arthropoda; Insecta; Diptera; Culicidae
Exons: 3
Coding region: 1-879 (292 amino acids)
Source: RefSeq, a predicted model, not a curated record
AUGAUCCGAUUUGAUAAAAUUGGGAUCAUCGGCGGAAACUCUAUAAACUAUCCCUAUCAAAACUUAAGAUUGGUUCCAGCCACCGAGAUGUUCGCGUUUCGAGUACACCAAGAAAAUGCGAAAAAACGUCAACGGAAAAAGUUCACUUCGAAAAUUGCCGUCGAGUCGGAAAAGAUGAGUCGUGAGCUGGAGGUAAAAUUACAGGAACAGAAAAAUAAACUCCGAGAAGAGAUGCGCGACAAAGACGAGCGAUUGCGACUGGUUUCGGAAAUUAUCAAAGGUGAAACGCCAAUCAAGGUUACGCGAUCGAACAGCGUAGAUGAGUUGGCAACGCCUCUUACCAGUCAUGUGAGUGCAACUCCAAAUGGGGCACUGCAGACACCAAGGUCUAGAAGAGGAGUUGCAGUUGCCAAUCCUCGUCAUCGCCGAUCUCGUUCCACCGGGGAGCGUUGGCUGGAACACAGGGCAGCGAAUCCAGUUCCACUGGGAACUAUUUUCCAGCCUUAUUAUACUGAUCGAAAAUCGGUUACCAAGCUUCAGGAUGCCCGGGAUGUGACCGAAGCCAAGGCAUCCAAGUAUUGUCUCAUAUCGCAGGAGGCCGACACAGAGGGUGAGGUCGAAACGAAAAUCUUCAAAGGAGACGUGGUUCCAACCGUGGGGGGAGGCGCGCAAGUUAUUUUUAACGACGUGGAAUGUCUGAGGCAGUAUUCGCCAUCGAAGUCGCCGAACAGCCGAAAGCGACCCAGCAGCAAUCAACCGGCUGUCGUUGCGCCAGUCGCCAGUGCACCAACCUUGGCAGAAAUUCAGGCCACGAGCUCGAAAUGUAGCACCGGUAUCGAAGGACAUACUGGAAGUGGUGGCAAAAAAUCGAAGCAUUGAAUUUGUUUUAUGUAUUAAGUUGGAUGUUCAUUGUAAAAAAAACAUUAAUGGAGUUUUGAUUUAUUUUAUUAAUCUUCAAUAUAAAAUCAAUUCAAAGUAAAAAUGAGUUAUUAAACCGCUGACUCUGCUACGAUAUC